AUGGCGCUGGAAGAGAAGGAGGACAGCACUAAGAAAUGCACAGACAAAAUUAAAGUGGAGCCAGAAGAAGACAGCUCAUCGGGUCAUACCUGUGGAGUGUGCGGCCGAAGUUUUCCUCUCCUGAGCUCUCUGUCUCAGCACAUGAGGAGACACACGCGAGAAAAGCCAUACAAAUGCCCUUACUGCGAGCAUAGAACUGCGCAGAAAGGCAGUUUAAAAGCACAUAUUAGAAGCCAUAAACUGGGACUGCUGACCCAAAGCUCAAGCAACAAAGAGGGGGAUGGAGAUCAGGAGGUGAAGGACGGCGCUGCCCAGUCACCCGAUCCAUCCGAUAUGGACAAGAUGGCUGACAAGAAACACAACGUCAACGGCAAGGUGAAGAAGAAAGCUGCCAAGAAAAAGGUUAAAGGUCAGGACGUCGAUCAGGUUGAUUCAGGGCCAUUUACGUGCACCAUUUGUAGCCAGGAGUUCCCUCAGGUAUUACUGCUCAAAACCCACAUGAAAAGACAUCGCAAUGUUCAAGAUCACGGGUGUAAGAUUUGCGGACGGCGGUUUCGUCAGGCCUGGUUCCUUCAAAGCCACAUGCGCAUCCACAGAGUCAAAGCCCAGAUGAAGAAUGGUAAAGAUAGUGAUCUGCCAGCCACCAUCAACGGAGUGCCCCAGGAUCCAGUGUCGCUAAUAAAUGAGGAGUGCCUGUACGAGCUUUGUGCCAGCUGUGGGAACUUUUUCCAUGAUUUAAGGACAUUACAAGUACAUGAAAAACUGCACAUGUUCAAUCACACUCGUAAUCAUCUACAAAACCCCCUGCAGGACCACAGUGAUGUCUCUGAUGUGGACAUUGCUAAAAGGCAAUUUUUGAAAAGCCUAAAUCUGACUUGUGCAGGGGAAAAGGAGAAUACUGAGAAAAAAUGUCAAGGUAAAAGAAUUGUUGAGUUGGAUCCAGUUUGUAGCUAUCAAGCAUGGCAGUUGGCCACGAGGGGGCGUCUGGCAGAGGUUACAGAGAAGUGUCUGGGAUGGCAGGAGAGGCUGGCGGACGCAGAGGUGUUGUAUGACAUAGAAAAGGGUGAGUAUAUCCCUCUAAAACAGGACAAAAAGAGGAAACAGACAGACGCCCCCAGCUCCAGUGUUAAAAAGAAGAAGACAGAGACAGGCCUCUGCGGCAGUAAAACUCUGGACAAGAGGAUCUGCCAGGACCGCAUCCUGCUCAACGGACUGGGACAUGCUUUUUAUGAAGCUCUGCAGGCCAAGAAAGUCAAGGACACUCACAGCUCAGCUAAAGCCAGCAGCAAGAGCCAAGAGCUGGAAGAUAAAAAGCCCAUCUUCUGUGAGCACUGUGAUUUCAACACUGUGGACGCCUCACAGCUCAGGUCCCACCUGCUCAAGACACACCAGGACAUCCUGACCCCAAAACAGACAUCGUCCAAAUCCUCAAGGUAUAUGGACUACCUCAGGACGAGAAGCGCAUUGCUCAGUCAAUCCUACUGGAACCCUUACACUUACACUCCUGUCCUGGGGUCUUCAGAGGCACAGAACAUAAAAACUGAAACGCCAAAUUCUACUGAGGUCAAAGGUGAACCAGGCACACUACUCAAUCUGUCCGUUGUCGAGGGCAGCACUGUAACCUCUGUCAAAUCAGAGGGUCUGGUCAAAAAUCAGUGCCCAUACUGCUCCCACACAUCCAACUAUCCUGAAGUGCUGUGGAUCCACCAGCGCGUCGCACACAGAGUGGACGGCAGCAGCUCCAUGGCUCCAAAAUGGGCCCCUUGUCCAAUCACCUUCAAGAGUUUAAAAACAGGUUCCGCACCCAAGAGACGGACAGGACCUCCCCCUUUCCUUGAGGGCAAAGACUGCCCUGCUUUACCCACCCCACGAACUCAGCGGACUCACCCUCCUCGAACCAACGCAAAUAGUAGCGGCAGAAGUAGCACAAGUAGUAAUAGUAGCAGCAAGAAUUCAAGCAACAAGAGCCAAUCAACUGUCUCCAAACCCAAGACGACUCAUCCAAAGGACUCCCAUUCUGUAGCUGGGGCAGGUAAAGUGGCAUCCCAGAAGUCUGCAGCAGUGGGGGGCAGUAAGGGGACUACUUCUUCAGGCGCUGUGGGGCAAAGCAAGAGUACAUCCAGUGCCCAGUCCAGUCCAAAGUACAGAGUUAAGGGCAACUUCCCACAAGAGGGUUUGGGUUUUAUGCUGGCCCGAAACCACCACAGUAGCACUUCAUCAAACUCAAAUAGACUCCACUCCCAAAGACAGUCAUGUGACCCCACCUCAGGUCUCAAAGGUCACGACCUGUGGGCAGCCUUGAACAUGUGGGGUGUACAUGGGAGCAAAGCCUAUCUGGACCCUCUCCUAUUCGCUCAGGGAAAAGGUGAAUCAACGGGACAAAUGCCAAUGGAUAUAAAUAUUUUAAGCCUGUUAAAAAACUACAGUCCCCAUGAUCUGGCCGCUCUGUACCAGCACUGGGGCUUUGUUGACCCCCGACUAGACCCACAAGCGAUGUUGCAGUUGAAUGAGCACUAUGCAAAUGAGGUCCACUCCUCCUCUGAAGGUUCAAAGCAGGUAAACAGUCAUUCAGCGUCCUCAGGGUCUCUUCACAAAGGAACGUGA
Messenger RNA from Boleophthalmus pectinirostris (great blue-spotted mudskipper), 2604 nucleotides. RefSeq names its product zinc finger protein 516-like. Gene Ontology annotation, cellular component: nucleus. Gene Ontology annotation, biological process: regulation of DNA-templated transcription. The coding region runs from base 1 to 2604 and encodes 867 amino acids. Lineage: Eukaryota; Metazoa; Chordata; Actinopteri; Gobiiformes; Gobiidae. The record is from RefSeq and is a predicted model, not a curated record. The transcript is spliced from 5 exons. Gene Ontology annotation, molecular function: RNA polymerase II cis-regulatory region sequence-specific DNA binding; DNA-binding transcription factor activity, RNA polymerase II-specific.